This is a messenger RNA of Spea bombifrons (plains spadefoot toad), 2045 nucleotides long. Its product is annotated as vomeronasal type-2 receptor 26-like. Gene Ontology annotation, biological process: G protein-coupled receptor signaling pathway. Bases 1 to 2025 code for a protein of 674 amino acids. NCBI's taxonomy places the organism in Eukaryota, Metazoa, Chordata, Amphibia, Anura, Pelobatidae. Gene Ontology annotation, cellular component: membrane. The transcript is spliced from 7 exons. Gene Ontology annotation, molecular function: G protein-coupled receptor activity. The record is from RefSeq and is a predicted model, not a curated record.
AUGCGCAGAUGCCACGGCAUUAAGCUGUGUGCCCACGUUAGGUGGGCGUCGGGGAGCAUAGACGUCUGCAAGCCCACCCCGAGCUGCAGAACACAGCAUUUGAAAUAUAGGUUAACACAGGCAUUUGUAUUUGCAGUCACCGAAAUUAACAACAAUAAGGAGCUGCUUCCCAAUAUCACGCUUGGAUUCCAUAUCAUGGAUUCUUGUUCUGCAGAAGAAAGAGCAAUGAUGGGAAUGUUUGAGAUUUUAUAUGGAACUCUAUUUCCAGUACCUAACUAUUGUUCUGGAAAUGUGCCGAGCUUGGUGGGAUUUAUUGAUGGAAUAUCUUCCAAAGUUUCUCUCUUGUUGGCCAGGAUGUUUGGAUUCUACAAGGUCCCGCAGAUCAGUUAUUCUUCUAUGGACCCAGAGCUGAGUGAUAAAAUUCAGUUUCCUUCAUUCUACCGCACGGUUCCUAAUGAAAUUACUCAGUACCAGGCAAUAAUAAAACUAAUAAUGAAGUUUGGAUGGUCCUGGAUAGGUAUCUUGGUUUCAGACAAUGAGCCUGGCUUGAAAGCCAGCCAAAUUCUACAAAGAGGACUCACAGAAUCCGGCGGUUGCGUUGCAUUCCUAGAAUUCAUCCCUUACCACGAUGCAUCGAACGAAAAGAUCAGAGAUAAAAUCCUGAACGCUCUACUUAAUUCUUCACCUGACGCCAUAGUUUUAUAUGGGGAUCGUGAAUAUAUGCUCACAUUACAACUUAUUCUAUAUCAGUUUCCCGUCUCUGAAAAACUCCAUAAAUAUUUGAAAGAUGUCCAUUUCACAAACAGUGCAGGUGCUGAUGUUCACUUUGAUGAGAGUGGAGACAUGAACUCCGAAUUUGAUAUUUUAAACUGGAUUGUCUAUCCUAACCAAACUCUUAAUGCCAUCAAAGUCGGAAGGUCCGAACAGCGAGAUUCUGUCCAACAAGUAGUAAUUGAUGAACAUCUGAUAAGGUGGAGCCCGUAUUUUAACCAGACUCCUCAAUCAACCUGUAAAGCAACGUGCCUUCCCGGGUAUAGGAAGUCCCCCAAAGAAGGGCAAAUGGCUUGCUGCUAUGACUGCGUUCCCUGUCCGGAGGGUGAGAUAUCGAACCAAACAAAUAUGGAAACAUGUUUAAAAUGCCCAGAAGAUAAAUGGCCAAACAUAAAUAAAGACGCAUGCAUCCAUAAAACCAUAAUGUAUCUGUCGUACGAAGAACCUUUGGGUAUAUCCCUGGCCACAGUGUCUGUUCUACUCUUUCUUUUCACUUGCCUAGUUAUGGGGGUUUUCACCAAACAUCGAAACACCCCUAUUGUGAGGGCCAACAAUCAAAGUCUCAGCUUCAUACUCCUUUUCUCUCUCAAGGCGUGUUUUCUUUGUACCUUGAUAUUCAUCGGCCAUCCUCUCCGGGUCACCUGCAUUCUCAGACAAACAGUAUUCGGAAUCACCUUUACCAUUUCUGUUUCUUCUAUAUUGGCCAAAACUGUGACGGUAUUUGUUGCCUUCAAAGCCACCAAGCCGAAUAGUAAGUUGAGGAACUGGGUUGGAUCCAUGAUUUCUAAUUUAAUUGUGAUCUUUUGUUCUCUUGUCCAAGUUAUAAUAUGUGUUUUAUGGUUGGGAAUUUCGCCUCCAUUCCCUUCCUAUAACAUGACUGAUGAAGUUGAUAAGAUAAUAGCUCAAUGUAAUGAAGGUUCAGUGGUUGGAUUUUACUGUGUCCUGGGAUACAUGGGAUUUUUGGCCAUCCUUAGUUUCAUGAUUGCGUUCCUAGUCAGGAACUUGCCUGACAUAUUCAAUGAAGCCAAAUUUAUCACCUUCAGCAUGCUAAUGUUCUGUAGCGUCUGGAUCACCUUCAUCCUAGCCUAUCUCAGUACUAAAGGAAAAAACAUGGUGACUGUGGAGGUGUUCGCCAUCCUGGCUUCUAGCACUGGGCUUCUGGUCUGUAUUUUUGUACCAAAAUGCUAUAUUAUACUAAUUAGACCUGAAAGGAACACCAGGGUCUUUAUAUCAAUAAAGGGCAAUGCGAAUUGAGGAUGAUGUACCCUGCUAAU